CAGUGUGGAUGGUUUACUUGUAUAUUUUCCUUAUGAUUAUAUUUAUCCAGAGCAAUAUGCUUAUAUGCUUGAACUCAAACGAGGCUUGGAUGCAAAAGGGCACUGUUUAUUGGAAAUGCCCUCAGGCACUGGCAAAACAAUAACUCUUUUAUCAUUAAUUGUAGCAUAUAUGUUAGAAAAUCCAUUGGAUAUUACAAAAUUAAUUUAUUGUUCUCGCACAGUACCAGAAAUAGAAAAAGUCAUAGAGGAAUUAAAAAAACUGAUGGAUUAUUAUGAAAAGGAGACAGAAACAAAACCUAGAAUUGUUGGUUUAGUUCUUAGCUCAAGAAAAAAUAUGUGUAUUCAUCCAGAGGUAAGCAGAGAACGCGAAGGUAAAAUUGUUGAUGGACGUUGUCAUUCUCUGACAGCAUCAUAUGUUCGUGAAAGACAUAAUUAUGAUGAGUCUACACCAAUUUGUAAUUUUUAUGAAGGAUUUGACAUGGAAGGCAAAGAACAAACGAUGCCACCAGGCAUAUAUUCUAUUGAUGACUUGAAAGAAUAUGGAAGAGACCGUAAUUGGUGUCCAUAUUUUCUUGCAAGGUUUACAAUUUUACAUGCUCAAAUUGUAGUGUACAGUUAUCAUUAUUUAUUAGAUCCUAAAAUUGCAGAAACGGUAUCCAAGGAAUUAAACAAAAGUUCUGUAGUAGUAUUUGAUGAAGCUCACAAUAUAGAUAAUGUAUGCAUUGAUUCUAUGAGUGUGAAAAUAAAUAGAAGAAGUUUGGAAAAAAGUUCAGCAAAUAUACAACUUCUUGAAAAGACUGUUGCAGAGAUGCGAGACGACGAUGUAAAUAAAUUGAAAGAAGAAUAUGAAAGAUUAGUAGAAGGAUUAAAAGAUGCACAUGUUGCAAGGGAAACUGAUAUUAUCCUGUCUAAUCCUAUUUUACCAGAUGAAAUUUUGCAAGAGGUGGUUCCUGGUAAUAUAAGAAAUGCAGAACAUUUUGUUAGUUUUUUAAAACGAUUUGUAGAAUAUUUGAAAACGCGUUUACGUGUACAGCAUGUAGUUCAAGAAUCUCCUGCUGCAUUUUUGAGAGAUGUUCAAUCAAAAGUUUCAAUAGAACGUAAACCAUUAAGAUUUUGUGCUGAAAGAUUAGCUUCUCUUUUACGUACUAUGGAAAUAACUGAUUUAACCGAUUUUUCGCCAAUAAUAUUAGUGACACAUCUUGCAACACUAGUUUCUACGUAUACAAAAGGAUUUACCAUUAUAGUAGAACCAUUUGAUGACAAAACACCUAAUGUUUUAAAUCCAAUACUUCACUUCAGUUGUUUAGAUUCGUCAAUUGCAAUGAAACCUGUAUUUGAUAGGUUUCAGUCAGUAGUAAUUACUUCAGGCACAUUGUCACCAUUAGAUAUGUAUCCAAAAAUUUUAAAUUUUCAUCCAGUCAUAAUGUCAUCUUUUACUAUGACAUUAACUAGGCCUUGUCUUUUACCUAUGAUUGUAGCAAAAGGUAACGAUCAAGUCGCUAUAUCAUCAAAGUAUGAAACCAGGGAAGAUGUUGCUGUUAUAAGAAAUUAUGGUCAACUGUUAGUUGAAUUCGCAGCUACUGUUCCUGAUGGUUUAGUCUGCUUUUUUACAUCUUACUUGUAUAUGGAAUCUGUUGUAGCUGCUUGGUAUGACCAAGGUGUAGUAGAUCAACUUCAAAGGCACAAAUUACUAUUUAUUGAAACUCAAGAUUCUGCAGAAACAAGUUUAGCUCUUAUAAAUUACAUAAAGGCGUGUGAAAAUGGAAGAGGAGCUGUUCUUCUUUCAGUAGCACGUGGUAAAGUAUCAGAAGGAGUUGAUUUUGAUCAUCAUUUAGGAAGAGCUGUUUUAAUGUUCGGAAUUCCUUAUGUAUAUACACAAUCCCGUAUUUUAAAGGCACGUUUAGAAUACCUUCGUGAUCAAUUUCAAAUUAGAGAAAAUGAUUUUUUAACUUUCGAUGCGAUGAGACAUGCAGCACAAUGUGUUGGGAGAGCAAUUAGAGGAAAAACUGAUUAUGGUAUAAUGGUAUUUGCAGAUAAGAGAUUUUCAAGAAUAGAUAAGCGAAGUAAAUUGCCAAAAUGGAUACAGGAACAUUUAACUGAUGGUUUAUGUAAUUUAUCAACUGAGGAAGCUGUACAGAUAAGUAAACGUUGGUUACGACAAAUGGCCCAACCAUUUACACGUGAAAAUCAAUUAGGAUUAUCCUUAUUAACACGAGAACAGCUUGAAAAAGAAGAAUAUGGCAAAAUUGAACAGAAGGCGCAACAAAAUUAA
Messenger RNA from Habropoda laboriosa, 2272 nucleotides. RefSeq names its product TFIIH basal transcription factor complex helicase XPD subunit (gene Xpd). Lineage: Eukaryota; Metazoa; Arthropoda; Insecta; Hymenoptera; Apidae. Gene Ontology annotation, biological process: nucleotide-excision repair; positive regulation of mitotic recombination; transcription by RNA polymerase II. Bases 65 to 2272 code for a protein of 735 amino acids. The transcript is spliced from 12 exons. The record is from RefSeq and is a predicted model, not a curated record. Gene Ontology annotation, molecular function: DNA helicase activity; damaged DNA binding; ATP binding. Gene Ontology annotation, cellular component: nucleus.